CUGCAUUUUUUACGCAACAGAGGGAAGAGAGAAGGCCUAGGUGAGCGGUUUCUGAUUGAAUUUUGAACCAAAAAUGUGGAAGCUGAAGAUUGGAGAGGGCGUAGACGGAACCUACCUCUACAGCACAAACAACUACGUAGGGAGACAGACGUGGGAAUUCGAUCCCGACGCCGGUACCCCUGAAGAAAGAGCCCAAGUGGAGGAAGCUCGCCAGAAUUUCUACAGGAACCGCCGCCAGGUUAAGCCUUGCAGCGACCUCCUCUGGCGAAUGCAGACUACGGCGAGAUUAGGGUUCAAGCUCACCACUUGCAUAUUGGGGCAUGAGCUCAUCACUGGCGAGAUUUGGGUUUCCUACUUCAAUGGACAACCCAAAUCUGGGUUCUUGUGGCUGAUUUGAGUGCCCAGACAUCUCUAGGUUCUCCUCUGCCAAGAUUAUGCCUUAUAACAGAAGAUCAACUCUUUGUUUCAUCUUCUUUCUUGCGAUGGGAUCAAGAUUGUUAAGUUUUUGUUUGGAUUUGUUUGGAAGGAGAAAUGGAAUCAUUUUGGGAGCUGGAAGAAACUGGUGGUAAAGAAUUAUGAACAAGAACAAAAAACAAAUGAGAAGAUUGAGAGGAAUUUAAUGGGGGUUUCGCCAUGAUCAAUUGCUUAGGUAGGGAUUUUGUGGAUGUGCAUUUGGAAUUUUCUUCUCAUGGGUUCUUAAUCCUAUAAAUUUUGUAGUCUUUUCCUUUUCUUUUCUUUUUUUUUUUCUUUCCGAUAAUGAAUUUCUCAUAAUCGUCAUUGAGUUUUGAAUCUUUUUGAUGAAUUGGAGAACAUGAUCAGUCCAAAUCUAUCCUUGGUUUGAAUAUAGAGUUGAUCCUUUGAUGUUGUUUGACUUUGCUCGAUUUGGAGUUGAUUUGGAUUCUUGAAGGAUUGUGCACUUGAAGGCAUCGCAGAAAUAGAUGAUCUUUGCCAGAGAAGAAGACUGGAAUAGCGAAUUUUUUAUGAGUUUGAUUCCCUUUAAUUAAAUCUUUAAACUUGC
Molecule: messenger RNA, 1018 nt
Organism: Rubroshorea leprosula
Lineage: Eukaryota; Viridiplantae; Streptophyta; Magnoliopsida; Malvales; Dipterocarpaceae
Source: the annotation of a GenBank genome assembly